This is a messenger RNA of Acipenser ruthenus (sterlet), 1358 nucleotides long. RefSeq names its product ubiquitin-like protein 4A. The transcript has 4 exons. Bases 377 to 850 code for a protein of 157 amino acids. NCBI's taxonomy places the organism in Eukaryota, Metazoa, Chordata, Actinopteri, Acipenseriformes, Acipenseridae. Gene Ontology annotation, biological process: post-translational protein targeting to endoplasmic reticulum membrane. Gene Ontology annotation, molecular function: protein binding. The record is from RefSeq and is a predicted model, not a curated record.
GCUGCGCUUUGGCUCCGCAGUUGCAUCGAAACGCAACCGGCUGAGGCUGUCUGUCUGGAGCCGUAAUGACGCCAUGGCAACCACUCGAUCACGUGACGCAAACCCUUCUUUUAAAACGCAUUUUUAAAUCAGAAUUUAGACGCGUCUAUUGACGCCACCGAGCAUCGUGUUUUAUUACGUUUCACACAAGCAAUUGCAAACUGUUAUUGAUGUUCAGAUUUCCAGAGAAAGUGUUUCUUAGCGACCCAGGAACCGUUUGUUUUCGGUGAAGCAAAAAAUAAAAAAAAGAUUGCAAUUUCUUGGGACAUUUGAAAAUAUAUGUAAACUGAUACAUAGUCUGUUAAGUAUUGUACAGCUAGUGAUCGACUGAAUUAAAAUGACAAUGAUUCUUACAGUGAAGCCGCUGCAAGGGAAGGAAUGCUGUUUACAGGUCUGUGAGGAUGAGAAGGUCUCCACAGUCAAGAGUCUGGUCUCUGACAGGCUCAACAUACCUGUCAAUCAACAGAGACUCCUGUACAAAGGCAAGGCGCUGGCAGAUGAGCACAGACUGUCACACUACUCCAUCGGUCCCGAUUCCAAGCUGAACCUCGUUGUGAAGCCCCCAGCAGAGAAACAAGAGCAGCACUCCCUGUCUCACCCCUCGCCUCACCCCGGGUCAGUGUGGCACAGCCUGCCUGCUGUUCUGAACAAACACUUCACCCCUGCCGACGCAGUGAGAGUGCUGGAGCAGCUACACAAGGAUUACGAGCGGAGCCUGCGCUUGUUGAGCCUGGAUGAUUUGGAGCGGCUGGCGACCCGCAUGCUUCACCCUGAGGCUGUGGAGUGCAUGGAGCUGUCCUUCCUGGACUGAGGAAUACUGCUGCUGCCCUCUCCACCUCUCCCCUCUCCCCUCCUCUCCACCCUCUCCCUUCUCCACCCUCUCCCCUCUCCCCUAAACCCUCUCCCCUCCAUCCUCUCACUCUCCCCUCCCCCCUCUCCCCUCUCCUCCCCACCCUCUCCCCCCCCUCUCCCUUCUCCCCUCUCCCCUCUCCCCUCUCCACCCUCUCUGUGUGUAAAAGAAUAGAAGCACGCCACUGGCAUUUAAACAAUAAAAUCUCUGGACAUUCCUGUAUUACCAGCACCACACCCACUGAGCAAGACAUUGAGCAGCCCCAGAUCCUAACCAUGCUCCAGUCCAGGGUUUACCAGCACCACACCCAAGGGACUGAGCAGCCCCAGAUCCUAACCAUGCUCCAGUCCAGGGUUUACCAAACACACAAGUCCAAGCAACAGCUGCGUUUCAAACAUGUUUUAUUUACAGUGGUUCCAGGUGUCUUGGUUUGAUCAUUUCAUAACGCAAUGAAACAAAAUAAAUCCUA